Molecule: messenger RNA, 1505 nt
Organism: Lineus longissimus
Lineage: Eukaryota; Metazoa; Nemertea; Pilidiophora; Heteronemertea; Lineidae
Exons: 7
Coding region: 680-1324 (214 amino acids)
Biological process (GO): peptidyl-proline hydroxylation to 4-hydroxy-L-proline
Cellular component (GO): endoplasmic reticulum
Molecular function (GO): procollagen-proline 4-dioxygenase activity; L-ascorbic acid binding; iron ion binding
Source: RefSeq, a predicted model, not a curated record
ACAUUAGUGGCCCGUCGUCAGAAUCUUCGCAUCUCCAAGAUGGCAGACAUAGCAGCCAUCUUGGAUAGGAGUUUGUAACCAUUACAUUUCGAGGUGUAUUAUAGGUUAGUUAACAAGCUUCAUAAUGGAUGGCAGCACCAGACCAAAGCGUGUUUGAGAUCGAUUUGUCAAGAAUGACGUGUAAUCCGUGAGAAAUCGUUACCUACAAGGAAGCACUCCAAACCGACAAUUAUGACCUCCGUGGCUAAAUAUAGACCUGGUCACACAGUAUAUCAAGGCUUGCAAUGGUCGGUAAUGCUUAUUUCAAUUAGCUCCAUGGGCAUUCGAUAGCUACGAAAAAGAAGGCCACUUCUUGACCAAAGACGAACUGUAUAUACUUUAUACAACAGACUAGCUAACGGGAAUAACGAGGUCAUAUCGAUAUUUAGCUGAAUAUCAUUUGAAUGGGUAAGUGGAAGAUCAGACAUUACAGUACAUGCAAGGCUAGGCCUUUUUAGAUCUUUUCAAAAAAUAUCUUGGAUUGAUGACAUGUCAAACGUGACAUUCGGCUGAAGAGAGAUAUUGGUAAACACGGCGGGGGGUCCAAUGAUGGUGGCCUCAAUGUGACUUCGGGAGAGUGUCUGAUUCGAAUUUUGUGAGGAACGUCUUUCAAUCUCUCAGGGGAAGCAAGGAAGAAAACAUGUCAUCUGACGACGGUGCCAUAAGGAAGGUUGACCUCAAGCAUGAGAAUAUCAUAGGCGACAAGCUGGCAUUUGUAUUGCAUAAUGUGUUCACGAAAGAGGAAUGCGAUGAAAUUAUAGCGAUUACGGAGGAGAAGGGCUACGAACCGGCCAUGGUAAAUGUCGGGGGAGGAAGACAGAAGUUGAUGACAGAUAUCAGAAAUAGCUACCGCUGCAUCUGGGACACGACCGAACAGGCUGAGCGGAUAUGGCAGCGGAUAAAGAAGUUUGUGCCGGAGUACUGGGAAGGACACAGAGCAUUAGGGUUGAAUGAGAGGUUGCGCAUCCUCCGAUACGACCCCGGCCAGAAAUUUGCGCCCCAUUUUGACGGCGAAUACCGCAGAGAUAACGGCGAAAGAAGUUACAUCACCAUGCAGCUAUAUCUAAAUGAGGGCUUCAAAGGAGGUUCGACCACAUUUCUGGAAAAAUGGGACCCAAGUAGUGGUGACUCUGUUCCUGUAGUUCCAAAAACCGGUUCCAUACUGGUGUUCCAACACGAUAUCCUGCACGAAGGUUCCGAGUUAAAGGAUGGACGCAAAUAUACGAUAAGGUCUGAUGUUAUGUUUACAAAGGAUAGGUACGACAGAUCGGAAGACUGUAAAUAAGCGCUGUCUAUGGGUUUCAUCAUGUUUAAGUCUGUGAUAUCGAAGGUGCAAUAUACUAAUCUUGUAGGGAGCUGAAACGAUAACCCCACCAUUUUCACGAAGGACGCUGGUAUCAAAGUAAUCACGCCGCGCCAACUUAUCGGCGGGGUACGUUUCACUGAUUCAGGUCAAUAAAAAAACA